AAAAAAUGAAUUUUCGACAGCCUUAUUUUAUUGCUCUAUUUAUUUAUCAAUUUUCAUUUUUGGCAAAUUUAGUUGUUGGGGAAGGACCUUCAAAAAAUGCAACAGGACAAGUUAGCUGUUAUGUGUGUAAUUCAGACAAUGAAGGGCAAAAGGAUUGUGAAAGUACUGACUUGGAUAAACUUAAACCGUUUUUGAAGCCCUGCCCAGUAUUGCCUGAUGGCCCUCUUGUUGGAAGACCAGCCGAAUCUUGUAGAAAAGUUUUGCAGCAAGUUGAGUUUGGCAAAACAGAAAUAAAUAAUGUUGUGAGAGAAUGUGGAUAUAAUAAUGAAGUAUUGGAUGGAAAACGAAGAGCGGGGAACAGUGGAAUUAAUUUGAAGAUUUGGCAAUGCAUUAAUACGGAUGUGAGGAAUUUUUUUAAAUUAAAUUUUAAUUUAAUAAAUUUGGAAAAAAUAUUUUUGGGUGUGCGCAAAAGUAGAAGUUUAAGGGGAAACGCCAAAAACGAAAUAGAAAAGUAA
Molecule: messenger RNA, 515 nt
Organism: Meloidogyne enterolobii
Lineage: Eukaryota; Metazoa; Nematoda; Chromadorea; Rhabditida; Meloidogynidae
Source: the annotation of a GenBank genome assembly